GUAAUUAAACAAAUAGUGCGCAACAAAUGAUACCAACCAAUCGUUUUUAACCACCACCACAUAAAAUCCACCACGAAAUGUCCGAAAUACCCGAACACUGUCCGGGCGUGACCAGCGACACGGCCGGCAAGGCCUCCGCCUGCGCGGGCUGUCCCAACCAAACCGUCUGCUCCAGCGGCGAGGCCAAGAAACCGGACCCGGGCAUCGGGCUGGUCAGAGACCGGCUGUCCCAAGUGCGCAACAAAAUCCUCAUACUCUCGGGCAAAGGGGGCGUCGGAAAGAGCACCGUGACGGCCCUUUUGAGCCGAUUCGUAGCGCGCUCGAACCCCGAGAAAAACGUGGCCGUGCUGGAUAUAGACAUUUGCGGUCCUUCGCAGCCUCGGGUGUUGGGAGUGCUGGGUGAGCAGGUGCACCAGUCCGGAUCCGGUUGGUCUCCGGUCUACGUAGAAGAUAAUCUAUCGGUGAUGUCGAUUGGAUUUCUGUUGGGUUCACCGGACGACGCCGUCAUAUGGAGAGGGCCUAAGAAGAACGGGAUGAUCAGGCAGUUUUUGAGCGAAGUCGAUUGGGGCAGUUUGGAUUAUUUGUUUAUCGAUACGCCGCCCGGCACCUCCGAUGAACAUCUAUCGGCCGUAACGUACCUAUCGGAGGCGGAUUUGACGGGGGCCAUUUUGGUGACGACGCCGCAAGAGGUGGCCCUUUUAGACGUGAGGAAAGAGAUAGAUUUCUGCUUCAAGGUGAAGAUAAAAGUGCUGGGCGUGGUGGAGAACAUGUCGACGUUCGUGUGCCCGACGUGCCGGAAAUCGUCGGAGAUUUUCCCGGCUUCGACGGGCGGAGCGAGGAGAAUGUGCGAGGAAUUGGGGGUACCGUUUUUGGGCGGUUUACCGUUGGAUCCGGCCCUGGCGAAAUGUUGCGACGACGGGGAGGAUUUUUUGGCGGUGUUGGAGGGAUCGCGAGUGGUGGAUGAUUUGAAGGAUGUCGUUACGGGUGUUCUUAAAUGCUGCAAGUGA
Molecule: messenger RNA, 1007 nt
Organism: Phyllotreta striolata
Lineage: Eukaryota; Metazoa; Arthropoda; Insecta; Coleoptera; Chrysomelidae
Source: the annotation of a GenBank genome assembly